CAGGGCCACAAGUGGAAAGGCCCUACGCGUCCACUGAGGGGAAGCGAGCCCCCUUUUCCCCUUCCGCGGGAACUAUCCUGGAUAGAAGUCACCCCGCUGAGCCCAAAGUUGGAACAUUUUUUGAAAUCUCCCUCCUGAACAAAAGAUGAGGUUGUGGUACUUCCCUGGGUUCCUCAUAAUCAGUUUGCUGUACUUCUGGAUCCCAUCAUCCAUUUGCUGCAACAAAGCUCUCUGUGCUAGUGAUGUCAGCAAAUGCCUAAUACAGGAGUUGUGUCAAUGCCGACCUGGUGAAGGAAACUGUUCUUGCUGUAAGGAGUGCAUGCUUUGUCUAGGCACACUUUGGGAUGAAUGCUGUGACUGUGUUGGUAUGUGUAACCCUCGGAAUUAUAGUGACACACCUCCCACUUCGAAAAGUACUGUGGAGGAGCUGCAUGACUCGGUCGCUUCCCUUUUCCGAGCACUUACAGAAGGCGACACUAACCUGAACUGGAAAAUUGUGUCCUUUCCCGUUGCAGAGGAGCUUUCGCCUCAUGAGAAUUUAGUCUCAGUUUUAGAAACCGUGAACCAUCCACAGCAUCACAAUGUUUCUGUUUCAAACAAUGUUCAUCCUCCAUAUUCUAGUGAAAAAGAACGCAUAUGUACUGUGGUUUACUUCGAUGACUGCCUGUCAAUAUACCAAUGCAAGAUCUCUUGUGGCUCUAUGGGUGCCUCCAAAUACCGAUGGUUUCACAAUGCCUGCUGUGAAUGUAUUGGACCUGAUUGUGUUGACUACGGGAGUAAAAUUGUAAGAUGCUCAAAUUGUAUGUUUUGAAAUUAAACCAUUCAAUUUUAUUAUGGCAGACACCAAAGAAUGUGUGGGAGGGAGGGAGGUAUACUUUGCAUAUACAGGUAGUCCUUGACUUGCAACAGUUCAUUUAGUGACCGUUCAAACUUGGAACGGCACUGAAAAAAGUGAUUUAUGACUGUUUUUCAGAGUUACGACCUUUGCAGUAUUCCCACGAUCAUGUGAUCACUUUUUGCAACCUUCUAACAAGCAAAGUCAAUGGGGAAGCCAGAUUCACUUAACAACCGUGUUACAAACUUAACUGCAGUGUUUCACUUAACAGCUGUGGCAAAAAAGGUCAUAAAACUCACUUAACAAUUGUCUCCCUUAACAACAGAAAUUUUGGGCUGAAUUGUGGUUGUAAGUCAAGAACUACCUGUAUUACUUUGGAUGGUACAGCUGCAGCACAGUUGAAAGGACCGAGACAUGUAUAUUAUUUUAAAUAUGUAAUAUUACACUUUAAAUCAUUGGAGCAAUUAAUUAGUAAAUGUUUAGAUUUGGUUUUGAUUGGGCAAUGAAUGAAGUUUCGUAAGUUGAAUUUUAUUUCAGGCUACUGAUUAAUCUGCAUUAAGUAGAUGAUCAUGAAAGUUUACCAGAAUCAUAAUUUGGAGUUCUGAAUUAAGCACUGUUAUAUUUUUUGAGCUUUUCACGUGUGCCAGUUGUGGACUGUGAAUUGCUUCUAUAGACCAUGCAGAUUACCUGUUUACCCCAGCAAUAACUAUUUGUUUUUAAGAAAGAAAACAAAUUUAAAUUGCUUUUUUGUUUUAAGAAUUUACCCUCCUUAUGAAUAACACCUUAUAAAAAAAUUGAUACACUUAUUAUGUCCUUUUCAUUGCACCCUUCUUGUCUGUGCUUCCCUAACUCUUGACCUCAACUAGUUUGUUUUGAACAAAAUGGAAGGAGUUUUGGAUAUUAAAUUGUAAAUCAUAGUAAUUCAGUAAAACAACAUGGGGUUUAGAUUAAGUAGGAAAUUAUUUUAAAAAUUAUAGCCAAUGCUAUCUACUAAAAUUUAUAUACUUGCUUGCCCAUUUUCCUAUUUCUAAUUUUAGAUUCUCAUAAUACACUAUUUAAAUGUUAGUGUUAACAAACUGCCUAAUUUAUUACUGUCAUUUGUUGUUUAUGGAAACUAUACUUUUAUAUGAAAAUAUGUCUAGAAACUGAUACUUUUAUGAUUUUUAUAAUUGAUAGAAUCCAGGUUGGGAUUGUAAAAAAUAUGGUUGCUGUUCUCAAAGAUUAGACAGGAUUUUUCAAACUUUUUCAGGUGGAACCUAUUAAAGAGAAAAAAUUCCUAGAAUCCCUGAUCAAAACACAAAGUUUAGGGAUAAAAAAUUGGCUGUGUUCAAGUAUCCAUAGAAUCGGUUUUUUUCUAUUGAACAUUUUUAAAAUAAUUCUGGAGGAGAGGAACAGUCAGUUGUUAAAUAGGGUCCUGCAAUGCCUCUUCCCAUCUCCAUCAGAUAUUGGAGAUUUAGUCAAAGUUGUUUCUACUGCUAUGCAUUUAUCAAGUGAGAUAACAUCACACAGCAUCACAUGGAACAGAUUUAUGACCAUAAUGGAGCCUGGAAUUUCUGUCUUAAGUUAUGACGGUUGUAAGUCAAGGCACCCGUGUGAAUGGACCCAAUCUCAUGUAUGUUUUCUUUCAGUGAUCAUUAAAAGUGAAUGCUGCGAUCAUUAAGUAAACACUGUAGUUGUUAAGCAACACCAUGUAUUCCUAUGGGCUUUUUUUUUUUUUUUUUGGCCAGAUUCUGGCUGAAAGAGUCAGAACAUUGUAAAUAUUGUAAAUCAUGGUCAUGUGACUGCGAAAUGCUGCAACCAGCUGUAAAGGUGAUCCAGUUAUCAAAACACCUGAAAUGUAGUCAUGUGACAACAGGAAUGUACAGUCAUCAGAAUUCCACAAUUAGCUUUUGGACGGAAGGUUUGUCUUCAAACAAUUGCUUGGUACGGUUAGAAGAAAACAGGAUUACCUGUAUUGUAUAUUUUUAAAUGUGAGCUACAGGUAAAUCUUGAUAUAUUUUAUCUAAUUUAAGACAGUCUGAGUGGUAAACCUCAAUACUUUUCAUUCAGAACUAGUAUACAGUUGUAACACUGGAUUUCCAUGGAGAAAAGAUAUAUAACUACUUAAAGAAAGAAUCUGUAUAUAAAAUCUUUCUCCUUCCUUAUUCCAGUUCAUUUAUUUUGCAAAUAAAUGUUUUACAUCUUUGUUGGCUGGGGAAUUCUAGGAGUUGAAGUCCAUACAUCUGAAACUUGCCAAGAUUGAGAAACAAUGUUGUAGACAAUGAUUCCAUUGUAUUAUUUUUAAUUUCUCCAAACAUUCAGGGCAACCAAUUAAAUGUUGUUGGCUGUGUCUUAAUGAAUUAUAGCAAGAGAUGAUGAAAUCAGCACUGCAAGUACUUCCAAAUUUGGAAGGGGAUGGGUGGGGUUUAGUCCGCUCAAUUACAACUCCAUUAAUACACAGAUGACAAUAUUCAGCAGCUUCCCCCGCUCCAUGUAGAAUUCUUUGAUUUUAUAAUGUAGUAUUCACAAGGUAUAUCUUACAGUCUUACUUCCUGGAGGAAACAGUAACAGCCCUAUAGGUAAUUUAACUUGAUUCUAUCUAUAACAGAAAAUUAUACCUUAAAAUGGAGGACUGUUAUAACAAGUUAUGCAUUUAAUCAAUUGGCAAUGUAUUGCAAUAGGAAGUCUGUUCUAUAAAGUGGCAAAGAAAAUUGUUCAAUGUAAUAGUCUUCGAGUAAAAAAAUUUCUAUAUAAUUUUGAAUGCUCAGCCUGUAAAAUGCAUAAUUCUGAUGAUUAUUUUCUCAUUCUGUUAGGGUGGAUUUAUGAGAUUAUUGUAAUAGUUUAAAAAGUAUUGCAAGAAAUAAUUGAAUUUGGAAUGACUCUUUGUUGUUUAUUAUAGAAAUUCUUCAACCUUUAAAUAUAUAUUAGAAAGAGUGGUUCUGUUAAUCUACAGUGUAAUUCAUAAUACAAUUAAAAUCAUCUUCCAGAUGUAUAUGCAAUUACAGUAAUAAUUUACAACACUAUUAUUUCCUUACUUUUUAUAUUGUCCAAGAAUGUUUUAAUAAACAACACCUUGUUUAUCUA
Molecule: messenger RNA, 3898 nt
Organism: Pantherophis guttatus
Lineage: Eukaryota; Metazoa; Chordata; Lepidosauria; Squamata; Colubridae
Gene: TWSG1
Product: twisted gastrulation BMP signaling modulator 1
Biological process (GO): regulation of BMP signaling pathway
Source: RefSeq, a predicted model, not a curated record